AUGGUGCAAGAAGGCAAACCACAAGGGCUGCCAUGGUGUCCGUCUCUGGAGGGCAGGGCUUUAUGUGAACUGAGAUCUGCUCUCAUGAGUCAGACUCACAGACAAGCAGCAGGCAUUGACACGAGGUUGCCUGAGCUUUUGAUCAAUCUUCUGUUCACAGCUUCCACUUAUGCAAGAUUAACUGAAGGCAUUAUUUUUAGAGGAUCAGAAGGUGGAAGACUAGAGAUAAAAUGCAAGUAUGACUGUGAACGCAAGCUUAACAACAAGUACUUCUGCCGACAUCCAUGUAACAGCAAUGAACAUGUCAUUAUCAAGUCUAGUAAACCAGAAACCCUCACAAUUAAUGACAGAUUCUCCAUUUUUGAUCACACUUCUUCCUGCUACUUCACUGUGAUGGUGGACAAGGCUCGUGCUACCGACUCUGGAAGGCACUACUGUGGGAUUGAAGUCUUUCUCUAUUGGGAUGACUACACCGAGGUGCUCAUUGACGUCACAAGAAGAUUUUGUCUUCGGCAAGGUAGUGCUGUACAACCAACAUGAGUACUGGACACAGAAGAAGGGAUAACAAGAAGAUAGUGUUGGACUUCCUUCGAAUUACAAAAUGUAAUUUCCUCUCAUACUGCAGCAUAAUCCAUCCUCUUUUUCCACUAAUGAUGAAGUACACCUAAAACUACAGCCUGUUGGGUGCAUUAGUUGAAAUCUGCUUAGAAUUGAAAAUUUAUGAAAUGUGAUUAUCUGUGUGAUCCUGAUGGAGGCUCAUAAUCUUCCUGUACCAAUCUAUUUGUAUAAAACACGUAACUAGGGUGUCUACUGAUAGACUUACCAACAGAUACAGAAAAGUGUCUCCAAUUCUUUAAAUGUAUUUGAUGCCAGCAGGACUAAUUGAUAAUUUGUAUUAAAAUUCAAAACCAGCUAAAGAACACACAUAACAUGACCACAUCCUCGGGCCAGUGGUACUGGUUAAUAAUUGUGAAUUGUGGUAUUUGUGGUGCCAAUCCACAAAAUAUUUAUUAAAUUAGAUUAGAUUAGUUAAAAUACACUUUAUUAAUCCUAUAAAUUCAAAAUAGAAUAUCU
This is a messenger RNA of Polypterus senegalus (gray bichir), 1074 nucleotides long. Its product is annotated as protein CD300H-like. Lineage: Eukaryota; Metazoa; Chordata; Cladistia; Polypteriformes; Polypteridae. The transcript has 3 exons. The record is from RefSeq and is a predicted model, not a curated record. Bases 1 to 540 code for a protein of 179 amino acids.